AUGAGAGAGAAGGAAGACCUAGAUGUGAGUUUACAACUUUCUGUUUAUUUCCUUAGAAGGGAAAACAAAGAUCUUGAGUCAUCCAUCAGCCAAGUCACUCCACAUCACUUGGUACCAUCUACUGGAAAUGCACAGAACAAGAAUCCUAAGAUGAUUCUGGAGACAAAUUAUACUGCUCCAAAUGAGUUCAUGUUUAUUGGAUUCACAGAUUAUUUCCCAUUCAGAGUCACACUGUUCUUGGUGUUUCUCAUAGUGUACACGUUAACCGUGGUGGAAAAUAUGGGCUUAAUAAUCCCAGUUAAUAGUGAUUCAAGACUUCAAACUCCCAUGUACUACUUUCUCAGCAAUUUGUCUUUCUUGGACUUCUGCUAUUCUACAGCAAUCGCUCCCAAAAUGCUGGUAAGCUUCUUAGCUUCCAGGAAGAGAAUUUCUUUCUAUGGCUGUGCUAUUCAGAUUCUUUCCUUUGCAUGUUUUGCAGAUGCUGAGGGUCUUAUCCUGGCUGCGAUGGUCUAUGACCAUUAUGCAGCCAUCUGUAACCCACUGCUUUAUUCUACGCUGAUAUCUCGGAGAGUCUGCAUCAGCAUGGUUGUGCUGGCAUAUUUUGCUGGGAGUAUGACUUCACUGGUGCAUCUGUCCCUGACAUUUAGGCCCAUCAAUCACUUUUUCUGUGAUAUCCCACCUCUCCUGGCUUUAUCAUGUGCAAAUACCCACAUCAACGAACUUCACCUUUUUGCCUUAUGUGGCACAAUUAAGACCAGCACUUUCGUGGUCAUCCUUGUCUCCUACUUCUACAUCCUGAUUACUGUUCUGAGCAUCAAGUCUUCAGGAGGCAGAAGCAAAACCUUCUCCACGUGUGCUUCCCAUCCCAUGGCCGUCACCUUAUUUUAUGGAUCUCUUUUGUUUAUGUACUUGCGUCCCACCACUGGCUAUUCCACAGACACUGAUAAGGUAUUUCCAUUAUUUUACACUGUCAUCUUUUCUAUGUUGUAUCCAAUGAUUUACAGCUUCAGAAACAAGGAUGUGAAAAAUGCCCUCCAAAAAUUGCUUGAACAAAAGGGGAUCUUAAAAUGGCCACGAAUUCAAGUUGCUUAUCAGUUGCUUUCGCAGUCAUGUUUCACAUCUUCAUUAUAA
Molecule: messenger RNA, 1131 nt
Organism: Nannospalax galili (Upper Galilee mountains blind mole rat)
Lineage: Eukaryota; Metazoa; Chordata; Mammalia; Rodentia; Spalacidae
Product: olfactory receptor 5AS1-like
Biological process (GO): sensory perception of smell; G protein-coupled receptor signaling pathway
Cellular component (GO): membrane
Molecular function (GO): olfactory receptor activity; odorant binding
Source: RefSeq, a predicted model, not a curated record